Messenger RNA from Ophidiomyces ophidiicola, 1866 nucleotides. RefSeq lists its product as uncharacterized. Gene Ontology annotation, cellular component: nucleus. Gene Ontology annotation, biological process: DNA-templated transcription; positive regulation of transcription from RNA polymerase II promoter by galactose. The record is from RefSeq and is a predicted model, not a curated record. Gene Ontology annotation, molecular function: DNA-binding transcription factor activity, RNA polymerase II-specific; RNA polymerase II cis-regulatory region sequence-specific DNA binding; zinc ion binding. Bases 1 to 1866 code for a protein of 621 amino acids. The transcript has 5 exons. NCBI's taxonomy places the organism in Eukaryota, Fungi, Ascomycota, Eurotiomycetes, Onygenales, Onygenaceae.
AUGUCUCCAUCGCAGCCCAGGCCCAGUCAUUCAGACCAUAAACCGGGAUCGGAAACCCAACCAUCAAAAUCGCCCCCUACUGGACCGCGCUCUAUAUCGCCGGAAGCGCCUCAUAAAACGCACCCGCGAAUGCUGCGGAACCUCAGAGGUGAAAAGGUGUACAUCGGAGGCGCCGCAUCGUUGUCGUUCCUGCAACUUAUUCGGGAAACCGUGGUCCAGUAUACUGGCCCAUCUGGCUUUACACACAAUGCCAAAAUCGAUAGCAUGCUUGAGAAUGCGUCAACUGAAGCGGAGGUUUCUUCGCAUAGCGCAGAGAUCCUUACUCCUGAGGAAAAGGCAGCGUUUCUUGAAAAUUACCGCCUUGCGACGAGUGGCAUCAUUGACGUAAUUUCAAGUCAUGAUGCCGUGCAACUAUUGGAGCAAACUGCAGCACCAGAUACCAUGAUAGACAGCUCUCGGCUUGCAGUUGUAGAUCUCGUUUUGGCUAUUGGUGCACAAUGUCCGAAAGCAUGUGCUGCUGUCUCGUUGAAGGCGAGCUCUCUCUUUAGCCGUGGACAGAAAAGAGCCUUUUCGGGUAUGCUGCAAGAUCCUAACCUAGAGCUGGUGUGGGCUUUUGUUCUUAUGGCAUUUUUUAUGCUGGGAGCAUGCCGGCGAAAUGCAGGUUUCAUGUAUCUGGGGGUUGCUACAAGAGCCGCUGUGGCACUUGGUCUUCACAAUGAAGACUCUUAUGCGGCCGUCACCUUGGCAGAUCGUCAAAAAAGGUUAAAGACUUGGAUGAGUCUUUGUGUUCUGGACUUGUUAGUAAGUUCUAUUCUUGGCCGACCCUCAGCCACGUCGUCGCUUCGGUCUGAGCUUGGACAAGGCUUGAUUCUGAAGAUGCGAUGGGGCGAUGAGGCACAUUCUCGGCUUCUUGCAUCCUAUAAGAUUACAGAUCUUAUGGACACGGUAGCCAAUGACCUAUAUGGUCAAAAGUCCGUCUCUACAAACGCAGCAGAGCAUUUUCUUGAAAAGUUAGACAAUUGGAAAAAGGAACUUCCGGCCACAAUGCGCACGGCUUCGUCCAAUUGUGGUUCCCAUGAGGAACAAGAGCAUACUCUAGGCAGUAUUCAGGUUGUUUGUUUUUAUUACUUUGCCGCUAUGCUGGCUACACGGCCGUUUUUGAUUUCGACGUUAACCGCCCGCCUUGUUCGAUCCCAGCAAAACGGCUGUUCAAGCGGAGCAUCUACGCCUAACACGCAGGAAGACCCUACUCAUGCGAGAUUGGCUUCCGCAUGUGUGGAUUCAGCCGCCUACCUUGUACGCGCAUGUCAAGAUGCAGGUAAAGCGAACUUGCUGUUGGCAAAUAUGUGUAUCAUUAAGGCACUUGUGUUUGCUGCUGCCCUCGUUCUUGGAUUUUCCAUGUUCGCAAAAACUAAACCAGACCCGGAAGCCGAGGCAGCCUUUGUGGGCGCGAGGGAAAUUCUGGAGAUUUUCAGUCCCCAGUCAGCUCAAGCGGCUCAUUAUUUUGAAAUUUUGACCCAUUUAUCCAACGCUAUCAACGAACAUCGUGGGCGUUUGGCAAAGGAACCAAAAACGAGAAGUGGUGCCUAUGUAGGCCGUAUUUUCGAGCUGGAUGCUCCUCGGCCCAGCCCACUGGCGGUUGAAGCUGAUACUCUGUCGGUUAAUUACAGCGAAGAAAUGCAGCCAACCCUUCCUUCUCCGGGACUGGGAAGAGAUGAGGCGAACCUGGGCUGGGACGCUUCAUCUCUCCCAUUCUCUACCUCGGAUUUUGAUGGGGAGGCAUUUCUUGCGUGGGAUAGCUUGCAUUUGCCCAUCUGGGAUAAUUUUCCGUUUUUAACAGAUCCGUUUAUUCCAACCAAUGAAUGA